AAACAUGCUCUGUAAGCCACCUCUGUCCCUUCCUCCACCUGGUGUCUCCUGGCUCCUCAUCUGAUAGGGCAGGGUCUUCAGGCCGGUUCCGGGGUUUGGGGCAUGAUGAUUCUCUGAGCUAUCAUGCACCCCUGGACUCCUGUCUGCCCAGGCUCUGCUCCUAGGGUCAGAGACCCCCUAGUUAGACUUGACAUUGACACUGGCUGUUGGGCUCCCAGACUAGGAGCACAACACCUGGACUCUGACCUGGCUUUGCAGGCCUAGGUUUCUUGGCUUCUAGGCAUUUAGGUCUGGGAAAUGUCUCUGGGGUCAGGCCGAGAAACAAGCUGCUGUGGCUCAGCCUAGAUGUCACCCCUGUUCCCAGGGAAGCACUCCUCAUGGAGCGUUAUCAAAGCUAUGCUCCUGGUCAGGGAUUUUCAAGUACACUGGUAGGUUUGGUUUCCGGGUGUGGAGGCCAACCUUUGACAGGAGGCCUCCAGACCAGCAUCAUAUCCAGAAAGCAGGAGGCUAUGGCAGGUCAGGAACAGAACCCCAGAGUCCCAAAUUCCACUGCCAGUGUCUAGGGUUUCUGUGAUGUACAGGGAAAGUUCCCCCUCCCCAGCCUGUGUGUCCCCCUUUUUGAUAUUAAAUUUGCCAUUUCAGCUGGUACAUACUAAAACAGCAUGUUAAAUUUCCCUUUUUAAAAGAGGCUUCCCAAGAAAAACUACCCCUUGUGUGCUGUGUUUGGAAUUCCAGCGCUCGGGUAACUCCAGUGUUCUCAGAUCCUCCAGGGCUACUGCACUGGCAUUUCUGCCCACCCCACGUAAAAUCACAGCAGAGUGUCUCCCAGAAAGAAACGAAGAGUCAGGACCCCCGGGCUCUGUUCCCAUGCCCACCACUGACUUUCUGAAUCACCUUUGCCUGUUCAUUUGGCCUCUGUUUGUCUCAGCUUUUUCCCCAUUGGCUUUCUUCUACUCCCUCCAUGAGGUCUGGCUGUAAAUAGAAAUUGAGUUUAGUGUGUCUAGCUGCUCAGCAGGUUCAUGUGAGCUGGAAAGAAGUUAUACAGAGAUUUUACAAUGCUCCAAAGAACCUAAAACUGAUCCUCAAACUGUUCUGGAAAAGUUGUAAUGCUGGAGAAGUGGGACAUGUUUUGCCCAAGGGAAACAAGAUGGUCAUUUAAAAAUAUUUAGAAGACUGUCCUAUGGAAAAACUCGUCUUGGGGUGCCUAGUGUCUCAUAGGAGCAAGGGGUAGAUGUUAUAGGAAGGUGGAUUUUUGAGCCAUUAUAAAGAACUUUCUGAUAGUUGGAGCUGACCAAGGAGGAAAUGGGCCAGAGGGGAUUCAAGUCAGUGACGAGAGUAUGGACUUCAUGACUUAAAGUUACUUCUGACCUUAAAUGUGGAGCUUGUGAGACAGGGAGGCAUUAGCAGGGAACUCGAAUUGAAACCUGAUUCAGUCUCCGCUGCAAUUCACAGCUGAACAGGAACUACUGGUGCAGGGGAGCCCUGCCGCCUGAAGGUUCUCGCAGCACUCCCCUGUGCCAAGGCCACAUUCUGCCAGCACUCCCCUGUGCCAAGGCCACAUUCUGCCAGUCGAGGCUUCUCAUUUAUUGGGAGCCUGUGGAUCUUCCAGUUACCAAAGAACAAUGAUGGUUCCCCAGCUGUGUCGAAACCAUCUCCAAGCACUUUGUGAGCCUUAUUUGUAAUUCCUAAGAGACUAAAACACUUCUCCCCCAUUUUACAGUAGGAAACCCUGAGGCCCAGAGAGGUUAAAGUGUCUGGUCCAAGCUCCCCCCGGAUGAGUGAUAAACAAGAACUGGGUUUCCUUCCUCAGUCUUGAGGUUCUUCAUCAGCCUGGAUGGCGAUGGGGUGGACUUCGGCCCAGUAGGUGCUGCCACACUGACACCCCAGCGCUCUGCUGGCAUUUGGUUAGUUACACCACGCUUGCUUCUCCCUACUUAGCCAGAAGGGAAGCAGUCCUCAUUGAGGGCAAUCCCUCUUCCUCAGUGAUUCUUAACUCUUGGGGGCUUUUGGACCCUUUCAAUGUCUGAGAAAAUUUAUAGACCCUUUCCCCAGAAAAGUGUACAUAUAAACAAAACUUUGCACACACGGAUUGUGUGCAAUUUCAGGGGGCUCAAAAAUCUCUGAAGCCCAACUGUGGACCCCAGUUUAGGAACCCUUGAUCUACCUUGUCAUUGGGCAUCAGGCACGGGUGCUCAGUUUUCACAUCAUCUUAGGGCCUUGGUGAAUGGGUAAUUCCCGCAGAUAAAAGGGAACCGAUACACUCUCGUUCAGAUGGGACCUCAGGGGUCUUCAUUCAGACUUGCAGGCACUGAAUAAGAAGCUAUCAUCUUCUUGGAUAAUGUUCUGAGCCCCUGACCUGUUUAUGUGACCCGAGGCAAAUUAUUUCUCCUGGUAGGAGAAAAGGGCGUGGCAGAGGAACAGGUCACCAUCAGGUUCAAGGUUAAGUGAGCCCCAUCUUCAGCCUGCUUCUGUGAACAUGGAGGUGACCUGGAGGGGAAUUGGGUUUGGCUUUAUUUGAACAAUCCAGAGAUCUUAGAGAUAAUUUAGAAGAGAGAAUUAAGAAUUUACAAAUGGGUUAUGAGAAAUGAAAUUAUAGUCAAUUCCCAAGUAUUUAGCAAACAUUUACCAAUGCUGUUACCAUAGACCUGGCUCCUCUCUCCAGGAAGUUUUCAGUCUAAUGAGGAGACACAUAAGUAAACUGAUAAUAGAGUGAAGAUUAUCCACCCUAACAUGGAGUACAGUAUAAAUAAACCAAAUCCAUGGAUAAUCUAGAAAUUACUUGGCAUGCAUUGCAUUUUCGGGGGUGACCAAUUUACUUUCCCCCCAAAAAAGUUUGACUUGAAUAUUAGUAACUAGUUUGAAAAUAUGUCUGCUUUCCUUGAGAUUUCCCUUGCCUGUUGGACCAUGACCCAUUCAGGGUUCUUUUCCUGGGAGAUAAUUUAUUCUUCCUCUCCAUGGGGGACUAAAGGAGGUAAAGGAGCUUCAAUCACAAUAGAGAGAUGUAGGUUAGACCUUAGGAAGAAUUUUCUCCCAGUCUAGGUUGAAAGACUUUGAGACUGCCUGAUGAAGACGAGCCUCUUCACAGGACAUCUCCAGGUGUGGGGUGGAAUCUGGGUUGUUUACUCCCUGUCCUGUCUGAAAGCAAGAGACAUUCAAGAAAUGGCCCUUGUGAUGUCCCCCACCCCCUGUGGGAAGUCUGAGGAACUCUGUCCUGACAUCUAUGUUAUUUUCACAGCCUCUUAGCCUGUGGCUGUCAGGGAGGGCGCGUCUGGGUCCCGUCGAUUUUUGCACCUUUUCCAAUUCUGACUCUUCCUUCCAGUCCGGACAGUUCAAUGAGGACAUGAUCCCCACCGUGGGUUUCAACAUGCGCAAAAUCACCAAAGGGAAUGUGACCAUCAAGCUCUGGGACAUUGGGGGACAGCCCCGUUUCCGCAGCAUGUGGGAGCGCUACUGCCGAGGAGUGAGUGCCAUCGUAUACAUGGUGGAUGCUGCUGACCAGGAGAAAAUUGAGGCCUCCAAGAAUGAGCUCCACAACCUACUGGACAAACCUCAGCUGCAGGGCAUCCCGGUCUUAGUCCUGGGUAACAAGCGAGACCUCCCAGGAGCCCUGGAUGAGAAGGAGCUGAUUGAGAAAAUGAAUCUGUCUGCCAUCCAAGACCGAGAGAUCUGCUGCUACUCCAUCUCCUGCAAAGAAAAGGACAACAUUGAUAUCACCCUACAGUGGCUUAUUCAACACUCAAAGUCACGGAGAAGCUGAGACUGUGGCCCUUCACCCUUGGACCAGGGACCGUCCUCAUCUAAACCUGAAGCCGAGCUCCCCACCUGCCCCUGUUGCCCCCUCCCCCCAAGCCCACCCCUCCUCACUUGGUGUGAGGAGGGGCCUCUGGGGAUCCCAGAGUCCUAUUCUGCUGAGGUUUGAACUCCUGUUUUUAUUGUAAAAUAAAUUGCCCCCCAUUCUGGUCCCCUAACCUGUCACCCUCCCCUCUCCCUUUGUCCCUUCACCCAGCCCUGCUUCCCUCCCCUCAACAGCCCCAGCCCCGCAGCGCUGCUCUCCCCUGUCCCACUCCUAUACUUCCCUUUCCAACACUCUGUUAUUGUCCUGUGUGUACAGUAUAUAUAUGUAUAUAUAUUUUAAUUUUUUAAUUUAAGCAAAGACUAAAAUCAACCAUUUGAUGCUGCAGGGGCCAUUCAGGAUCUGGGAGGGGGGUGGUCUGGGAGAAGGAAAGAGAUGCAAGGUUGGCUUGGGGCAAAUUCAGAUGAGGAAGGUGGAGGCCAUCACUUGGGGCAGGUCCUGGUGGCCGCCCCCAUGUCCUGUGUGUGUGUUUCCACCUCCCGAUCUGGCUCAUCCCUGCAGGGCUUCAAUGCCACAGGCUGAUGGAAGCCCCCGGAGGCACCUCCUCUCUGCCCCCAGCCUUGGUAGGGCCACCAGGCACAAUGGGGUGCCAGAGACCACCAGGCCGAGGGGCAGGAAUCCAGCGUCCAUGCCACCCCAGCAGUCCCCUCCUGCCUGUUCCUGACUCCAGUUCCUGCCCCUCCCCAGGGCCCCGACCUCCAUGGCCCACCUCACUUUCUGUUCUCAUUUUGCCGAGUUGCACAAGGAGAGAACUCAGCAUGGGGGGUUGGUUCUUUGGGUUUUGGUUUUUUUUGUUUAUUUGUUUAAUUUAAUGAUUUGUAAAGUGAUGUUCCUCUUCCUUUUUUUACACUUUUCAGCUCCUACUUAACCUCUGUUUGGAAAAUGAUUCUUGUAACUACAUUUUUUUGCCUCCUAAUAACAAUGACAACAACAGCAAAAAUAAAUGACCAAUUUUGUGUUGGG
This is a messenger RNA of Galeopterus variegatus (Sunda flying lemur), 4816 nucleotides long. It is a transcript of the gene ARL8A, whose product is annotated as ADP-ribosylation factor-like 8A. Gene Ontology annotation, biological process: anterograde axonal transport; protein transport. The coding region runs from base 3221 to 3757 and encodes 178 amino acids. The record is from RefSeq and is a predicted model, not a curated record. Gene Ontology annotation, cellular component: lysosomal membrane. Gene Ontology annotation, molecular function: GTPase activity; GTP binding. The transcript is spliced from 6 exons. Lineage: Eukaryota; Metazoa; Chordata; Mammalia; Dermoptera; Cynocephalidae.